Molecule: messenger RNA, 2360 nt
Organism: Ostrea edulis (European flat oyster)
Lineage: Eukaryota; Metazoa; Mollusca; Bivalvia; Ostreida; Ostreidae
Product: abl interactor homolog
Exons: 4
Coding region: 165-881 (238 amino acids)
Source: RefSeq, a predicted model, not a curated record
GUACAAAGGGAAGUUACUCGUAUAACAGUUGAGGGUUGUAAACAAACAACGACAUAGGAUUAGCGUAUGGAUUCUGAGGGGCUCAUAUAUAACGACUCGAUGACGCACGUAAAUAAAUGGUGAAGAAAUAGGCCUUGCCAGGAAAGACACGACUUUUACAGAAGAUGGGUCGGGGAGAGGUCAGCGCCAGGGGUAAGCAGGGCAGGAUCGCCGUCCCUGCUAUGCCUCGUCCCAUGGCAAUACUUUGUUGUGUUCUGAAUUUCCUCGUCCCAGGGUUAGGAACGAUAAUCGCGGGAUUUACAGUGUGCUGUUGUGCACGCAGCGAAGACAUGACGUGUUGCGAGAAGCUGAGUAGCUUUUGCAUAAGUUUCUGGAUUGGUAUACUUCAAAUUCUCACCCUUCCGGUUCUUCUGCUCGGGUGGAUCUGGAGUUGUGUAUGGGGCGUAUCUUUUAUCGGAAUGUCAAACGAAUAUUACCUUGAUAAUCCGGUUAUGGAUAACGGACACGUGAUUGCCACUAACCAAUCAACCGUCGUUACAACUCCACCUCGUCCACAAGCGCAUGGGUAUCCUAGGGCAAUGACAGCACAACCAGAGUACCCUGUCCAACAACCAAUGCAGGGAGGGUAUCAUCCGGGCUAUCAACAGCAGCAGCAACCAUAUCACGGACAGGUGCCCCCGCAGCAGUUUUAUGGAUCCGCACCUUCUGCGCCUUAUGGAUCCACGCCUUCCGCACCACCCUCUGAAGAGCCACAGUACCCACAACCCGGCACCAGUGGCUAUGGGGGAAUGAACACACAACCAGGACCGUAUUAUGGGGAGCCCCCACCCCCUUAUUCCGAAGCCGACCUCCCUCCGGCAAAACCACCUGUGAAAUCAUGAAGGGGUUUUGUUUAAGUUGUUGAACUUUAAUUGUUGAUGCUUGUGAGUCUUUCAAGCUGGACGAUAUAUUUAUUAUGCCACAGACGUAUUGUAAUAUAAGUUACAUAUUUUACAUGUACAUAGAGGCCAUAUGGGAUUAAAUGUAAUUUAUAACUAAGAUGUUCCAAACAUGCACAGUUGCAAGACAAGAACGAGUUCGUAAACAAACCAUUUCUUACAUGCUAGUAUGUAAUACAAAUCCACCAUUCAAAAAAGCUCAUAAAGUCAUUUCUGGAUUGGUUAAUUGUAAUAAUUAAUAAAAACUUCAGAAACAUUUACAGAAACAUGUUUUAAUCAACAUAGUUUAAUUCUGUUUCAUUUGUAGGUACAUGUAGUUUUCAAGCAGGGAAAUUAAUAUUGCGAUUUAAUCGUUAUACCGGUAUUUCCACAACAAAUCGUCAUAAAAUUAUUAUUAAGUUUUGGAAAGGUGAUAAAAUUUGAUAUUUUCGAGAGAAAAUGGUAUUUAAUUCAGAAAAUUGAAAUUGGACCAGCAAUGUUGUCCGGAGAUAUUUUUAUAAAAUGGAACGAUUCUGUGUUUAUAUAGCGAAUUGUUUGUUUGCGAACUCGCGCUUGUCUUGCUGCUGUUCAGGUAUCUCUCAUUGUAUUGCAUACCUCAUUCAUCACGUGUAUACGACGAAUAUGUUCAUUUUAUAAGUAUACCACUGCGGAAGGAAUAGAUCUACACAAGUUCUUAUGGUUUUAAAAUAAUGCUUUACUUGAAAAGCGAUAACGCAAUACGCAAGUUUAGAGAUGCAUCUGAGUUAUUUCCCUUUAUGGAGUUCUCGAACUCAUUAAGCGAAAAGAAAUUGUUUGCACGUGGGGUGGCAUAUCGCUACAUGUGUAAACAUAUCAUAUAAAAUCAGUUUCUCGUACGAGUUUAAUAUUUUACAUGGAAUUAGUUGAAACACAAAAUGAGGAAGACAAUUUUAUAACCAAUAUUCAAGGAGCAAAGAAAAUCUCAUCAUUAACUUGCCUGUAUAUACAAUAAUCAAGCUUUUAUUCGAAAAUCGGCGUUAAUCUUGUAAAUUUUCUUUACAGUAAAACAUUUAUGUCGAUGAUAUUUUUAAUUUUCUACAGUUAAACAUGUACAUGUAUCUUUAAACAGAAGCCGUUUUUUGUAUUAUUCAUUAUUUUUCCUAUUAACUGCUUUCUCUGUUCCACAUCAGCGUCCAAAUGUUAGUAAUUCUUGCUCCAACACAGAAGAGCUCACACAAGACUUGCGUAUUGCAGUGUUGCAUUCCAUCGCAGUCUCACCUGUUUACACCUUUUUUUCAUUUCCAGGUCUGAUGUUUUCACAAACCUGGCUUUGAAAGUUGUUCAUCAAAUUUUUAUCUAUACUUUAAAUACUUCUUUUAGUUAUUUUUAUCUAUUAUGUCUAGUUUACAUAUGGUAUUUGAUUGAAAUUAAAUAAAAAUGUAUACCAAAAAAAAAAAAAAAAAA